GUAUAUAAAUGAAGUAGGCUGCGAACGUCCCCCUUUUAUAACCUCAAAAAUGCGCGAGAAGGAUUACAGUGGUAAAGCGAAGUGAGCUUAUUUUAAUAAUUAAAUAGUAUUAAAGUGAACGGAGCAAUCGAUAUGCCGUCGAAGAAGAGAAAAUAUAACGCCAGGUUUCCAGCUGGACGAAUUAAGAAGAUUAUGCAGACCGACGAAGAAGUGGGAAAAGUGGCACAAGCUGUACCGAUUAUAAUCUCUCGGACUCUCGAGUUAUUCGUCGAGUCGCUCCUUAGUAAAGCCAUGCAGGUUACGAUGCAGAGGAAUGCCAAGACGUUGAGUCCAUCACAUGUCAAACAAUGUAUUUUGGGAGAGUCUCGGUUUGACUUUCUGCGAGAUUUGGUUAAAAACAUACCCGAUGUAACAGCGGCUGAAGAGCGGGAAAUGAUGAGUGGUGAGAGUUCACCAAACUCUUCUAGGUUUUCAGACACUUCAGUUCCAAGAAGGGUAGUCAGAGAAGAUUCGAACAGUUCGAGCAGCUCUGACAUCAGAGUACAACAGGUUCUAACGACGCCAAAAGAUAAUAUAAGAAGAGCUUUAUCUGUAGAAACCGACGUAAAACCCAAAAUCGAAACAGUCACCUCAGAUACGGCUAUUGAUUUAACAAGGAAAGUUGAAGAAAAACCGGUAGUUACAGCGAACUUUUACCAGGAAACCCUGAUUACUGAGGAGGUUCAACACAAAAGUGUGAUAAAAGUUAAUCCGACAUACGCGAGUCCUCAGCCGUCGACCUCGAGCUAUGCCAGUUUGACGCCAGUAGAGUCAGUACAAAGAGUCGAAAUCUUAGUGCCAAAGACCGAGCAUCCAAAGAUGUUCUACAAUGAAAAACCAAACAACACCCCCCCAAGGACACCAGUUGGAGGUCCUCGGACACCAGUCACACCAAUCCUGAACAUAGAUUUUUCCAAAAACUUAGCAAAGCCAGAAAUAAAAGUUCUGGACACAACCGUUGCUAAUAUAGUGGGCGUUCCAAAAACUGAUAAAAAAUUACAGAGGCAAAACUCUAAGACAAGUAAGGCUGAAAUUAAGAAAGCUGAAACGAAACUACAUAUCGUUCCACCUAGUGUUGAUAUUGAUCAUUUGAAUUCGGGAAAUUUACAAAUAGACGAAGACUAUGAUACCUGAAUAUGUUUGUAAGCAUGUUUUUGUUGUGCUAUGUUUUAGUGAUAUCAAAACAUGAGAUUUGUUAUCCAAAUAAUGUCGCAAAUUGAUGUUGAUUGCCUGUCAUGUGUGCUUAGUGUAGUGUACACGAUGACACUGCAUUUAAUGUUACCGAAUAGUUGGUCUAUACUGAAAUAUAAUCAAGUAAAGUCAAAUGGUAUUAGCAGACACCAGUAAAUUGAAUUAUAUUUCGGGAUAAACCCAUAACAUUGUAAUAUAAUAAAGGUAAUGUAAAUUCUGGUACUCUAAACGUUUCAGGAUUUUUUCACAUAGUAUAGGAAUUAUUAAAUGUUUUUUUCUGUUGUUACAAAAAAAUUACUACAAAUA
Molecule: messenger RNA, 1536 nt
Organism: Melitaea cinxia (Glanville fritillary)
Lineage: Eukaryota; Metazoa; Arthropoda; Insecta; Lepidoptera; Nymphalidae
Gene: NC2alpha
Exons: 5
Coding region: 133-1173 (346 amino acids)
Biological process (GO): negative regulation of transcription by RNA polymerase II; transcription by RNA polymerase II; positive regulation of transcription by RNA polymerase II
Cellular component (GO): nucleus; negative cofactor 2 complex
Molecular function (GO): RNA polymerase II general transcription initiation factor activity; protein heterodimerization activity; core promoter sequence-specific DNA binding
Source: RefSeq, a predicted model, not a curated record